ACUUUUGCUCACUACUAUGCAUGGUACCCAAGAAGUCGAUACUAAAGCGGUAGAUGGGCUAAUGGCUUCCCACUUUCAAGAAAACGACGUUAUCGUACCCCUACCGAGAACCUACGUCAGACAACGGAUUCCAGCAGAUCGUGAUGAGAUUCCUCGUCCCGAAGAGCUGCAAGGAUGGUCACAUUUGCAGAUGGUUAGGAAACACGUACCUCCUUACAUGGAAGACGUAGAAAUAGGACUCCUGAUCGGACUAAAUUGCCCUAGUGCAGUGCGACCAAGAGACAUUGUUUGCGGGAAUGAGAAUGAACCCUAUGCAGUAAGAUCACUACUAGGAUGGCACGUAAACGGUCCUGUUAACCAAAAGAGCAGUAAACAAGUACAUUGUAACCGUAUUCAGAUUCUUAAGAGCAACACAGAGAAUAACGUGAAUGGGUACAUCAUUGCUGAGACAGAGAUUAAGGAGCGGCUAACCCCUCAAGUGGUUUCUCGAAUGUUUGAGAUGGACUUUGCUGAAAGGGAGCACGGAGUCGCAUUAUCAAGAGAAGACCGUCAGUUCCUGAAGAUUGUAGAAGAUGGAAUCCAUCAUAGAGAUGACAUGCAUUACGAGAUGCCUCUGCCCUUUAGAGAAAAGAAUGUACAGCUACCCAAUAACCGUCCUCAAGCAGAGCAACGCCUGCACGGCCUUAAGAAGAGACUCCAAGGCGACGCAAGGUAUCGUGCUGACUACGUCAGAUUCAUGACUGAAAUCAUAGAGAAGGGAUAUGCUCGAAAGGUCAAGGUUGAAGAGCUACCCCAUCAAGAAGGAAAGGCCUGGUACUUACCUCACCACGGGGUUUACCACCCCAAAAAACCAGGCAGCAUACGCGUAGUAUUUGACUGUUCAGCUCGUUACCAGGGUGAAUCGCUGAAUGGCCACCUAUUGCAAGGGCCCGAUCUAACAAACAAGCUCACUGGGGUGCUCACAAGAUUCAGAGAGGAGAAGGUAGCCUUCAUGGCUGACAUAGAGAAAAUGUUUUUUCAAGUCAAGGUUCCAAGGGAAGAUCAGAACUUCCUUCGCUUCUUAUGGUGGCCAAAUGGAGAUUUAACUCAAGAGCCUCAAGAGUACUGCAUGACAGUGCACCUCUUUGGAGCUGGUUCAUCUCCAGGGUGUUCUAACUUCGCCUUGAAACGUACAGCCGAAGACGGUGAAAGAGAGUUUGGUGCAAAAGCUGCCGAAACAUUAAGGAAGAACUUUUACGUCGAUGAUGCUCUGAGUUCGGUACCGACAGAGAAGGACGCUGUAGAACUAGUACAAGCUGUUAAAGAGAUGUGUGCAAAGGGAGGGUUCAAACUAACGAAAUUUGUCAGCAACAGUAGAAAGGUGAUGAUGUCAGUACCUGCUGAAGACAGAGCUAAGGAGAUCAAGGGCCUAGACCUAGGUAGUGACAAGUUACCAAUAGAGAGAGCUUUGGGUGUAGAAUGGUGCAUUGAAUCGGACGCAUUCAAAUUCAGAAUAGAGUUGAAGGACAAGCCGUGCACCCGUAGGGGUAUACUGGCAACUAUAAGCUCGAUCUUUGAUCCUCUGGGGCUGAUUGCGCCCGUCGUCCUUGUUGGAAAGCAGAUACUUCAAGAGAUCUGUCACGGAAAAGACUGGGACGAGCCAAUCGAGGGAGAAGUUCUUGCCAAAUGGGGAAGAUGGAGAAGUCAGUUACCGCUAUUAGAGCAGCUGAACAUCCCAAGAAACUUUCAGCCUCCUGAUUUUGGAAGCAUUGCCACUGCUCAGCUACAUAAUAUGUCAGAUGCGUCUCAAGUCGGGUACGGACAAUGUUCUUAUCUCAGACUGGUUGAUGAAAACGGAAGAAUUCAUUGUUCUCUUGUUAUGGGGAAAGCUCGUGUUGCACCGUUGAAGACAGUCACUAUUCCAAGACUUGAACUAACUGCCGCUACCGUUUCAGUAAGGGUUGCAAGCAUGCUAAAGGAAGAGUUAGACUAUGGCGGACUCCAAGACUUCUACUGGACCGAUAGUAAGGUUGUCCUCGGGUUCAUCAACAAUGAAUCUCGAAGAUUCCAAGUGUAUGUUGCAAAUAGAGUGCAAUUCAUCCGUGACCACACUUCACCAGACCAGUGGCGCUACGUGGAGUCUGGAUCCAACCCAGCAGAUGAAGCAUCGAGGGGGAUGAACGCUAAGGAGUUUAUGCAAAGGUCGCAGUGGAUUAAGGGCCCAGACUUCUUGUGGCAGACGGAAGAUCACUGGCCUCAACAAGACUCAUACGAAAAAGAGGUCGACCACAAUUCUCCUGACGUUAAAGGGGUUACCGCUAACGCGACAGUGAUUGAAGAACAUGAAAACAUGUUAAGCAGAUUCAAAGGAUUCUCCAAGUGGCAAGUCCUAAAGGGCGCAGUUGCGCUUUGUAUGGAAUACAAACGACGUCUCAAGAUGAGAGCCAGUAAAGCAGACAAGAGACAUGUAACUGUUGACGGUCCUCAAGUUAAUGGGCGAAGCCGUGAAUGUGAAGGUUGCCCGGCUACUUCCUUUAUGGUCAGAGACCUUGAACAAGCAGAAACAGAAAUUCUCAAGCUGGUGCAAGCGAAUUAUUUCGAUAAAGAAAUCAAGAUUCUGAAAGAUUUCCAAACCCAGACCGGAAGUGUGCCUAAAGAUCGUCAUCAUGAUAAGGAAAGGAAAGCAGUUUUGAAGAAAAGUAGCAGCCUUAACGCCCUUGACCCAUACCUGGAUGCCAGCGGAAUGUUGAGAGUCGGAGGACGGAUAAAGAAGGCUAACCUCUCAGACAGUCUUAAGAACCCUGUCAUCUUACCGAAGGCUGGUCAUAUUACAGAGCUGGUCCUCCGUCACGCCCAUGAGAAAACUCACCACAGCGGAAGAGGUCUCACCUUAAACGAACUUCGUUCGAGUGGUUACUGGAUUAUCAAUGGAAAUGCUGCGGUCAGACACUUCAUAUCAAAGUGCGUCACGUGUCGACAUCUCCGUGGUACCUUUGGAGAACAGAAAAUGGCCAACCUCCCAAGUUCCCGUGUUGAACCCGCGCCACAGUUUUCAUACUGUGCAGUGGACUACUUUGGUCCAUGGUAUGUCAAAGAAGGCAGGAAAGAAGUUAAAAGGUACGGAGCCCUAUUUACUUGUUUGGCCAGUCGUGCGGUACAUAUCGAAGUAGCCCACUCCAUGGAAACAGAUUCAUUCUUACAAGCAUUACGGCGCUUUACCUGUCGUAGAGGACCCAUAAGAGAACUUCGCAGUGACCAAGGGACUAAUUUUGUUGGGGCCGAAAACGAGUUAAAGGCAGCACUUCGAGAAAUGGAUGAUGAGAAAAUCAAGGCAGAGUUGCUUAAGGAGAACAUUGAUUGGAUCAGAAAUCCUGCUACUGCAAGUAAUUUCGGAGGCGUUUGGGAACGACAAAUUCGGUCCGUGCGGAACAUCAUGGCAGCACUUAUGAAACAGCAUGGUCACAGCUUAAACGACGAAUCGUUGCGAACUUUGUUAUGUGAAGCUGAAGCUGUUGUCAACAGUCGUCCUCUGACUACCGAGACCUUAAGUGAUCCGCUCUCACCGUUGCCACUAUCGCCAAGUACCCUUCUCACUGGUAAAACCAAGCUCAUUCUCCCCCCUCCAGGAAAGUUUCAACGAGAAGAUACUUACUGCAAACGUCGCUGGAGGCGCGUACAGCAUAUUGCUAACGAAUUCUGGAAUAGAUGGAGUAAAGAAUAUCUUCAGAUCCUACAGUUGAGACAAAAGUGGACACACAAGAGAAGAAACUUCACGGAAGGCGACAUUGUUCUAUUAAAGGACAACAAUUCUUGUAGGAAUAAGUGGCCUAUGGCUAAAGUGCUUACCACACGUCGUGAUGAUGAAGGCCAAGUCAGAUCGGUGACUGUUCAAACCGGAACUGGAUCAGUAUUGGAUCGACCAGUCAAUAAACUUGUGCUGUUGCUAGAGUCACCUAAGGAUAGACCGGGAAUCCCCGACGAGGAGCCUGAGGAACUGUGAUGUUACAGAAACAGGAUAUCUAGAACGCUUAGCAAU
Molecule: messenger RNA, 4015 nt
Organism: Pocillopora damicornis (cauliflower coral)
Lineage: Eukaryota; Metazoa; Cnidaria; Anthozoa; Scleractinia; Pocilloporidae
Biological process (GO): DNA integration
Molecular function (GO): nucleic acid binding
Source: RefSeq, a predicted model, not a curated record